This is a messenger RNA of Dendronephthya gigantea, 601 nucleotides long. RefSeq lists its product as uncharacterized. The coding region runs from base 83 to 502 and encodes 139 amino acids. Lineage: Eukaryota; Metazoa; Cnidaria; Anthozoa; Malacalcyonacea; Nephtheidae. The transcript has 4 exons. The record is from RefSeq and is a predicted model, not a curated record.
CAAGACUCAAUUGCUGAGGUAUAUUAUAUUCAAAAGAUUGCUGGGUUAUAUCUUAUAUUCGGGACACUCUGGGUUAUAUCUUAUGUUCGUGGCACUCCUGGUUAUAUCUUAUGUUCGGGACACUUGGGUCUCGAACUGGAUAAUCAGACACUUCAAGAAAAUCAGAAACCUACAGCAAACUUUAACACAUAAACAGGAAAACUUCACCGCGCCAGUUACAGAACAGAAACGAAACUGGAGAACACAAAAUGAGCUCGAGACAAGGUGGAAGAAAACAGAGACUGAAGACUUGGAGGAUAACCAAUCAGAUUCGUAUUCCUCCGAUUCAGAGGAGGAAAUCGACUAUGGUUGGGACAUCAAAACCAGCAAUGAAGACUCUUUGAAACAGUUAAACGAAAAUAUAGACCGUAACAUUAAGUCGAAAGAAUACAUCGCCGCAAAGAAAGCUCUCGUGGAUCAAAGGAAACAGGCUGGAAAUUCGUUUGAUGGAAAUCAAGACUGACAAGACAAAUAGGAAAAGGAAUAUGAUCAAAAAAGGAAUAUUAAUUAAUUAAAAUGAUGUGUAUAGUACUUAAUUUACUUUAUAACAUUUAUAGUACGC